Danio aesculapii is the source of this 1796-nucleotide messenger RNA. Its product is annotated as free fatty acid receptor 3. The record is from RefSeq and is a predicted model, not a curated record. Gene Ontology annotation, biological process: G protein-coupled receptor signaling pathway; cellular response to fatty acid. Gene Ontology annotation, cellular component: plasma membrane. Lineage: Eukaryota; Metazoa; Chordata; Actinopteri; Cypriniformes; Danionidae. Bases 321 to 1316 code for a protein of 331 amino acids. Gene Ontology annotation, molecular function: G protein-coupled receptor activity. The transcript is spliced from 2 exons.
ACAUUCUCAUUCGUAGAAAUACAAACUUCCUAUUUAGGGUUUCAUAAGCAAAUAUUUUUGUGAUUGCAAUUUAUGCGUGUAUACACACAUUUACAGACGUGUGCACAUGCUGUUCGGGGAAAAUAUUUUCUGCCUCUUUCGGCGAACUGAAAUAUGUGUUGCUUCUUUCCUGUUUGUUGUCUGAGGUGCAGCAUGUGUCAAAAUGACAUAAUGUAAAGAAGCUUUAAAGUCUGUAGGAGCGUCACAUCAGUGCAGAGCUCAGUCUACCAAGCGGCCACCUGACGGAUUCAUUAAGAGUGUUUAUUGCAUCUACUGUGACUAUGGUGUGGACACAGCAUCUCAGUAACCUGGUGUUGGGUGUGUACGGCUUCACGCUGAUCACAGGCCUUCCCGCAAACAUCCUGGCUUUCUACACGUUCUUCCAGAAGGUUCGGCAGCGCUCCACUCCAAUGGACGUGCUGUUACUCAGCUUGACCAUCUCUGACCUGGUCUUCCUCUUCUUCCUGCCCUUCCGCAUGGUAGAGGCGGCCAACAUGAAGUGGACACUGCCAUAUUUCCUCUGCCCGCUGUCGGGUUUCAUCUUCUACUCCAUCAUCUGCAACAGCGUCCUCCAUCUGACGGCCAUCAGUGUUGAGCGAUACCUCGGUGUGGCUUUUCCUAUUAAAUACAAGCUUAAACGCAACCCCAGGAAUGCAUUGAUCGCCACUGUCAUAUUCUGGUUGGUGUCAAUGGCGCACUGCAGUGUUGUUUAUGUCACGCAGUACUUCAAUUAUUUCAACCCCAACAUCACUGAUCCGUCCAAGCGUAACACAUGCUAUGAAGAAUUCAGCUCUGAACAGCUGAAGAUCCUUCUUCCGGUUCGACUAGAGCUUUCCUUUGUGUUUUUCCUCUUUCCUUUCAUCAUCUGCUGCUUCUGCUACAUCAAGUGCAUCCUCAUACUGUCCCGUUUGUCCAAUGUCAAUGCUAAGAAGCGUUUUAGAGCCAUCGGGAUGGCGUUGGGAACACUUUUGGUUUUUGCUAUCUGUUUCAUGCCCUUCAACAUCUCUCACGUAGAGGGUUUUAUAAAUAACUACAGCUCUGAAUGGAGAACACCAGCUCUGCUCAGCAGCACGCUCAAUGCAUGUCUCGAUCCUUUCGUUUUCUACUUCUCGUCUUCGGCGCUCAGAGAGACUUUCAAGAACGUCCUGAGGGCACUGGUGAGGCGUUUGCCUUGUCCCUGGUUCCAUUCGGCUGUUCGCGGUCCCUUAUUCACCCAGGGGAAAACUGUGGGGAGAAAUGAUGAGAAAACGCAGAGCACUGAUGACAGCAUCCGCUAGCAUAUUAUCAAGUCAUUUUCGUUUUGCAUUGAUCGGUCUGCUGUGCAUUGCAUGUCAAUGCAUGUCAUUUAUACAGCCAGCUUACGCUUAAUGAAGAUGAGCAGUUUGCUUUCUGAAAGAAAGUCAAGCAUGCACAUGCUGAUUACAUGAGUAUUUUAGCCAGUACAGGCUCAUUGGGAAAAUGUGCCCAGGGAUACAUUUUUGAGAACUGAGAAAUAGAGUUGAAGUCAGAAUUAUUAGCCCUCACAUAUAUUUUGUGUUUAACGGAAAGAAGAUUUUUGCAGCACAUUUCUAAACAUAACAGUUUUAAUAACUCAUUUCUAAUAACUGAUUUAUCUUUGCCAUGAUGACAGUAAAUAAUAUUUGACUAGAUAUUCUUCAAGACACUUCUAUACAGCUUAAAGUGACAUUUAAAGGCUUAACUAGGUUAACAAGGCAAGUUAGAGUAAUUAGGCAAGUCAUUGUAUAACAGUGGUUUGU